UUGAAGGCAGCAUCACUACUGCAAGAAACUACCGGAAGUAUUUUACUUUCAGAUGCCUUUACGCUCCGCUACACACCUACUGGCAUUUAUACACAAUGGAUUAAAAAUCGUUCCUAUUUUGAGAUAGAAAUGGUUCAAUAUCUUUAUUUUUCACGUGGGUGGGUCUGGAGCGGUAACAUUUAACCUGGCAACUGCUAGCAUCUGUUAGCUUAGACUCAGUUAGCUCAGAAGGUCACUAGUUAGCUCAGAAGGUCGGAAAAUAGAUUGUUUUAACUUCAAAUUCAAGCUGCAGUUUUGUUUUCUGAAGAUGGACAAGUUUGUAGUUCGGCUUCCUAAAGGUGAAAUACCCAAACAAUGGAAAAGCGACGAAAAGAUUUACAAACAAACUACAAUUGAAUCCCUACGGAGAGUGGUGGUGAUUGAGGACAUCAUGCGUUACAAGUCAACGCUGGAGCUGCCAGAACAGAGAAAGGAAAACCUGCUGAGUGCCCUGACAGAGCUCAGCAAGAAGAUCCCAUCCAGAGAGGUGCUAAAGAGCACUAAAAUAGGUCUAACUGUCAACAAAAUGCGAAAGCAUCUUGAUCCUGAGGUGAGCUCACUGGCAGCAAAGGUUUACAAUGACUGGAGGACUUUUAUUGAGGAGAACUCCAAUAAGCCAUCUAUUGAAGUACGUUCUGACAAACAAUCUGAGGGACUCAGGAGUAACGCACGAAGAAUGCUGUCUAAUGCACUAGAGGUCAAGGAGGAUUCUGGUCUUAUAGACAACAUGGAGAGAGAGGUUUUUCACCAGAGCCGGCGGUUAGUCAGCAGUUCAUACAGGCGGACGGUUAGAGCGCUGGUGUUUGCAUUCAAACACAACCCUGAUGUCAGAAGUGAAGUGAAGGACAGUAAAAUAUCAGUUGAACAACUUGUAUCUAAAUACAAAAAAUAAGAAACAGAGCCUCAGACAGUGAAAUCUAAGUUUUUAAUGCAUUCACAUUUUCAUGAAGCUUAUAUCAUCUUGUUUGUCUUUGCUGAAGAAAAUGCAAAACAAUUGAAUGUUUACACUUUUUUUACUGCAGAUAAAUUGUUAAUUAAUAGAAAUGAUGACCA
This is a messenger RNA of Nothobranchius furzeri (turquoise killifish), 1092 nucleotides long. It is a transcript of the gene tceanc2, whose product is annotated as transcription elongation factor A (SII) N-terminal and central domain containing 2. The record is from RefSeq and is a predicted model, not a curated record. Lineage: Eukaryota; Metazoa; Chordata; Actinopteri; Cyprinodontiformes; Nothobranchiidae. Gene Ontology annotation, biological process: DNA-templated transcription. Gene Ontology annotation, cellular component: nucleus.